AUGAUACCAAUAGAAUUCCCAUCUACGUUUUCUUACCAUAUACCAACAGCAAAUGAAAAGUUCCUUACUUAUUUUCCUCACUCCGGGUUCCAUAAUCAACGUAUCGAAUUAGAGAAUGCUCUGUUAUUAGCUUACUAUUUGAAUCGAACAUUGAUUUUACCACCUGUCUAUUUAAGAAAUCCAGCGUUUCCAUGGAGCAUAUUCGAUAAAAUGUAUUCAAGACUAUUAUUGCAAACAAAGCAUGGUUUAGAAUACUGUCACUCGAUCAGACCGGGUGAGCCAUUACCAACAGAGUGCUUAUCCUACCAUCGUUGGACAACUGUACCGUGGACAUUUUUCUAUACUGAAUUGAAGGAUUUAACAGCCAAAACCAAUGGUCAGCUUCGAAUCAUAUUUAGAGAUGAUGAUGAUCUUAGUUUUGAAUGGAUCAGAGUGACGUUAAAUCUACAAAAUGAAGAUGACAUUUACUUUUACAAAGAUUAUUCACCAUUUGAUUACCGUGUCUAUGAUUUACCCGAAUCAACCACACCUUUGAAGCGUUACACACACAGAGUUGAGCUAGACUCAUUGAUGAAUAUAAAUCAAACUGUCUUACACUUUGGUUCAUUGUUUGGAACCUAUCGCGUUUUGGCUCAAAAGGAAGAUCAUCAACAAGUAUUUCAAUGGAUACGCCAAGCCAUGAUUUUCACCAAUUCUCAUUUGGUGGACACAGCUGACCAAAUUGUCGCUCAAUUAGGCGGGCCUGGCGCCUAUGUGGGUAUCCAUUUGCGUGUUGGUGAUGGUCUCUUUAAAACUCGUGGUUCUAUUCAUGUCGACGAUAUAUACCAUCAACUUGUGAAUGAGUAUACUGAUUUGACUCGAACCGAGUUGGAAAAGAGAUACGAUAAACAUCACAAUGAAGAUAGAAAAGAAAAUGAAGGAUAUGAAACCAGACAAAUCCCAAUGCAUAACGAAAAAUUACAGCAACAGCAAGUGCAAGAAGUGGAACCAACCAAGGAAUCGAUCAUCGUUCAACAUCCAACAACGAUAGCACAACGAUUGGGGCCUAAGCCUUCCACUUUGCGAAUGAAGUGCCAACCUACCGAUGGAAGAAACGACGCAUUUAGCCAAACUGUCAUUUUUAUAGCUACAGAUUGUCCUCAUCCCCGGGAACAUCCAUUAUUGCGUAAAAUAUUCGAGACGUUCCCUUGUACCUUCGUAUUGGAUGAUUUCGUAGACGAUCUGGACAAGCUUGGUCAGAUUUAUAUGAAAAAAGACAACAUCAAACUAGAACCAUGGCUUAUUCCAAUGGUAGACGCUGUGAUUGCUUCGAAAGGGCAUACCUUUUACGGUACGACGUCAAGUACUUUCUCGACAUACAUUGAACGGCAGUUACAUCCCGCCUACACAAACCAGCCAAUCAAAUAA
This is a messenger RNA of Mycotypha africana, 1407 nucleotides long. RefSeq lists its product as uncharacterized. The transcript has a single exon. The coding region runs from base 1 to 1407 and encodes 468 amino acids. NCBI's taxonomy places the organism in Eukaryota, Fungi, Mucoromycota, Mucoromycetes, Mucorales, Mycotyphaceae. The record is from RefSeq and is a predicted model, not a curated record.